AUGGGCUCAGCAUUUACUUUAACACUAGCUAAUAUUUUAAUGUGGAAAUGGCAGAAACAACUUGUUCACCGACUGGAAGUAUCCAAUGAAAUCUACGGCCGGUAUUUAACAUGGUUCAUAGAAGAAUAUACCUUGCAUAUAAUGUCUCAUUUUAGAUAUGUUGAUGAUAUUUUCUUUACGUCGAACGACUCACUAGAAUGUAUCGACCAAAUGUUAGAUGAAGCUAAUAACUUUCAUCCUAACAUUAAACUAGGGCGGCAAAUUGGUAGAAGUGUUCCAUUUCUUGAUGUACUCAUUGAGAACAGAAAGGGUACUUUAACAACUUCAGUGUAUCAUAAAGAAGCAGCUGAGCCGUAUGUCGUACCAUUUGGAUCAGAUCACCCUGGUCAUGUUUUCCGAAACACUGUUGAUACUGCUAUCACGAGAGCAGUUCGUUAUUCAACAACCUUAUUUGAAUUUGAAGAAGAAAUACGACAAAUGAAACGCAUGUUUCUCUAUAACGGGUACUCGCCAAGACAUAUCUAUCGGCGCUCACUACAUUAUUCAGUAAAUAUUUAUUGA
Messenger RNA from Rotaria socialis, 561 nucleotides. The record is from the annotation of a GenBank genome assembly. Lineage: Eukaryota; Metazoa; Rotifera; Eurotatoria; Philodinida; Philodinidae.